Molecule: messenger RNA, 1158 nt
Organism: Clonostachys rhizophaga
Lineage: Eukaryota; Fungi; Ascomycota; Sordariomycetes; Hypocreales; Bionectriaceae
Source: the annotation of a GenBank genome assembly
AUGAGGCCAUGGACUUUGAGUCGUCUGAGCCUGCGCCACCCCGUCCUGCCACUUGCGCGGACGCCGGGUGCCGCGUUGCUGCAACGACGUUUCAACGGCACACAUAGUGAUGACCCAGUAGCCGGUCCCUACACUCCUCCAAGCCUCAGUCAAGCGAAAUCGGGGUGGAUUUGGAAGGACCAUUUCGCUGUGGGCCCGGCUAGGCGGUUCAACACCCUCCUCAACGAUCUCCUGCCCGACGCUUUCAUCUUUCAUGACGGGUAUAAGAAGGCGAUGCCUCAGGGCUUCCACCUCGUCUACUUCCCCAUCCACGCCGCUCCGUCAAAGCUGGCCCCGGAUGGCGCCGAGAGCCAGCAUGUGCCUGGUGGGUUUGAUCUCACGAAGCCGGGGGCGACGAGGCUGUGGGCUGGGGGCUCGUUGACCUUCUCCGAUGACUGGGCCCAACAGGUCCGGUGCUUCAAGCCUGGUGGGGGGAGGACACCGUAUCUCUGGACCUGCAGAGAGACGUUUGCCGGCAUGAAAGUCCUCAAGCGUGGAGACGAGUCCAAGGCUGUGGUGGAGCUGCAGAGAACAUACGGAACGGAGGAGGAGGGAUUCGGAGAGGUGGGUAAAGAGCCGGUCGAAGAGCAGGUUUACAUUGAGGAGACCAGGUUGCUGGCCUUUGUGCCCAAUUUUGAGCCGAAGGCCACAUCGUUUGGAACACCGGGAGAAGCCGACUUCAAGUACAAAUUCACACCAACACCCGAGCAGCUGUUCCAGUUCUCGGCGCUGACGAACAACGCGCACUUCAUCCACCUGGACCGAGAGAAGGGGAUUGUCCACGGCCCGCUCACUCUGGCCCUCAUGCUGCGGACCCUCACCCACGCUGUGCAUGGCCCGACCGGUACUGUGUCUGACGUGCUGAAGAUUUCGUACAGGAACCUUUGCCCGCUCUACGUGGGGCAAGAGGCUACGAUUUGCCUGCGCAAGCGGCCGCAGGAAAUUGGGAAGAGCCCAGAGGAGACAAAGAAUACUCCUGAGGAGAAGGAUUCCAUAUCGGUGUGGGAUGUCUGGAUCCAGGAGCCGGGCGGAGGCAUGGCCGUGAAGGCCACCGCUCAUGUUCGGACAGCACCGGCUCAGCCUCCCAAGACCAAGAAAUACCCGAGUCAGACUGGGUAA